Molecule: messenger RNA, 714 nt
Organism: Scedosporium apiospermum
Lineage: Eukaryota; Fungi; Ascomycota; Sordariomycetes; Microascales; Microascaceae
Product: putative gpi anchored protein
Exons: 2
Coding region: 1-714 (237 amino acids)
Source: RefSeq, a predicted model, not a curated record
AUGGCCCGCCUCACCACCACCCUCCUCUCUCUCCUCGCCACAACAACAACCGCCCACUUCACAAUCAGCUACCCCCCCUUCGUCGAACCCGCCAACGAAAACCUCCUCGCCAGCGGGCCCUGCGGCGGCGCGGAGCUCGACUUCGAAAAGGGCACCGUCACCGACUUCCACGUCGGCGGAGAUGCCGUCGCCGUCAUCGGCGGCCACCCCCAGAGCAACUGGCUGUUCCGCGUGACGGAUGACAUCACGGGCGCCACGAACUGGACCAAGGCGUUCCCUAUUGUGCAGCAGAACGGCGCGGGGAAGUUCUGCGAGCCGCAGGUUACGGUGCCGGAGGCGUGGAUUGGGAGGCAGGGGCUUUUGGGGGUUGUUGCCAAUGCUGAAGAUGGUGUUCUCUAUGCUUGCUCCCAAGUCAAAUUUGUCGAAGGCGCCGCCGGCCAACCACCCAGCGAAUGCCAAAACACCACCAAAACUGCCUCCUUCGUCGACGACUCCACCCUUGAUGCUCUCGUAGGCGACGGCAGCUCUUCCUCCGGCAACAGCUCCUCUGGCAGCGGCGACAGCGGCAGCGGUAGCGGCAGUGGGGAUGGAAGUGGCAGCGGAAGCGGUGGCGCCAGCGGCUCCGGGGACGAAGGCGGCGCUGCUGCCCUCGCGUCGAGCUUCUUCGGUGUGCUUUCCGCGGCUGCUGUUGUUGCUGGUGUCUUUGUUUUGUAA